AUGUCUGCCGUCCGUCAUUCCAUCAGUGCGCUGCGCGCCGCUCGCCACGUUAGUCGACUGUCCGACACUGCCCGCCCGAGCAGCUUCAUCGCUCGACAAGCUUCGUCACCCAUCUUCCGCCGUUUUCUCGCGACCGAGCAGCCGCGUCUGCGACUGGGAUCCGUGGCGCCCAACUUUCAGGCCAAGACGACCCAUGGCGACAUUGACUUUCAUCAAUGGCUCGGAGGCUCGUGGGCAGUGCUGUUCUCCCACCCUGCCGACUUCACUCCGGUCUGCACCACCGAGCUGGGUGCGUUUGCCAAGUUGAAAGAUGAGUUUGAGAAGAGACAAGUUAAGAUGAUUGGUCUGAGCGCAAAUGGUCUGGAGAGUCAUGAGCGAUGGAUCGCCGACAUCAACGAGCUCUCCCAAACUGACCUCCAAUUCCCCAUCAUUGCCGAUGCGGACCGCAAGGUCGCCUUCUUGUACGACAUGGUCGACCAGCAGGACCUGCAGAACAUUGAUGAGAAGGGUAUUGCCUUCACCAUUCGCUCCGUCUUCAUCAUCGAUCCCGCCAAGAAGAUUCGCUUGACAAUGAUGUACCCAGCUUCCACCGGCCGCAACACUUCCGAAGUUUUGCGCGUGAUUGACAGUUUGCAGACGGGCGACAAGAAGGGCGUCACCACCCCGAUCGAUUGGCAAGUGGGCGAUGAUGUUAUUGUGCCGCCUACCGUGAGCACCGAGGACGCGAAGAAGAAGUUCGGUCAGGUGCGCGAGGUGAAGCCAUAUUUGCGAUUCACCCAGAUCUAG
Dissoconium aciculare CBS 342.82 is the source of this 786-nucleotide messenger RNA. RefSeq names its product AhpC/TSA family thioredoxin peroxidase. The coding region runs from base 1 to 786 and encodes 261 amino acids. The transcript is spliced from 2 exons. Gene Ontology annotation, molecular function: thioredoxin peroxidase activity. NCBI's taxonomy places the organism in Eukaryota, Fungi, Ascomycota, Dothideomycetes, Mycosphaerellales, Dissoconiaceae. The record is from RefSeq and is a predicted model, not a curated record. Gene Ontology annotation, cellular component: cytosol; mitochondrion. Gene Ontology annotation, biological process: cellular oxidant detoxification; cellular response to oxidative stress; cell redox homeostasis.